Messenger RNA from Aspergillus luchuensis, 1101 nucleotides. RefSeq names its product mitogen-activated protein kinase HOG1 (gene sakA). Lineage: Eukaryota; Fungi; Ascomycota; Eurotiomycetes; Eurotiales; Aspergillaceae. The transcript is spliced from 9 exons. Gene Ontology annotation, cellular component: cytoplasm; nucleus. Gene Ontology annotation, biological process: osmosensory signaling pathway; stress-activated MAPK cascade; cellular response to oxidative stress. The record is from RefSeq and is a predicted model, not a curated record. Gene Ontology annotation, molecular function: ATP binding; MAP kinase activity. The coding region runs from base 1 to 1101 and encodes 366 amino acids.
AUGGCGGAAUUCGUGCGUGCCCAAAUCUUCGGCACCACCUUCGAAAUUACAAGCAGGUACACAGACCUGCAGCCCGUGGGAAUGGGCGCUUUUGGUCUCGUCUGUUCUGCGAGGGAUCAAUUGACAGCACAGCCGGUCGCCGUCAAGAAGAUUAUGAAGCCGUUCAGCACACCAGUUCUGUCCAAGAGAACGUACCGCGAGUUGAAGCUGUUGAAGCAUCUACGACACGAAAAUAUAAUCAGUCUCAGUGAUAUUUUCAUUUCUCCGCUCGAGGAUAUCUAUUUCGUCACGGAACUCUUGGGAACCGACCUCCAUAGACUCCUCACCUCCCGUCCUCUGGAAAAGCAGUUCAUUCAGUAUUUCCUCUACCAAAUUUUGCGAGGACUAAAAUAUGUCCACUCGGCCGGUGUUGUCCAUCGCGAUCUUAAGCCGAGCAACAUCCUCAUCAACGAGAACUGCGACUUGAAGAUUUGCGACUUUGGUCUUGCCCGUAUUCAAGACCCUCAAAUGACAGGCUAUGUCUCGACCCGGUAUUAUCGCGCUCCCGAGAUCAUGCUCACAUGGCAAAAAUACGACGUGGAAGUGGAUAUUUGGAGUGCGGCCUGCAUCUUCGCGGAGAUGCUGGAGGGAAAGCCAUUGUUCCCAGGAAAGGAUCAUGUCAACCAAUUUUCGAUUAUUACAGAGCUUUUGGGCACCCCGCCGGACGACGUUAUUCAGACCAUCUGCAGUGAGAACACUCUGCGAUUCGUCAAGUCGCUGCCUAAACGCGAACGUCAACCUCUGGCUAGCAAGUUCAAGAAUGCCGACCCAGAUGCUGUUGAUCUCCUCGAACGAAUGCUAGUUUUUGAUCCCAAGAAGCGAAUCCGUGCAGGCGAAGCGCUUGCGCAUGAGUAUCUCGCACCUUACCACGAUCCCACCGACGAACCUGUGGCCGAAGAGAAGUUCGAUUGGUCCUUCAACGACGCCGACCUGCCGGUGGACACCUGGAAGAUUAUGAUGUACUCGGAGAUUCUUGACUUCCACAACAUUGACCAGGCCAACGAUGCUGGCCAAGUGCUCGUUGAAGGAGCAGUCGCCGAUGGACAGCAGACCUUCGCAUGA